AUGCCGCCGCCGGCGCAGCAGCAGCUACAACAGCAACCGCAAGAUGUUCUUGCCGAGGCCAGAAAAAACUUGCAGGUCUUGAUAGACUCAGGCAUGUCUCGGGACCUUCUACACCAGCUCGUCGACGGCAGCCCAACGCUACAGUUUAACUUUCCCGUCCAAUCGUCGCUCCCUCAACUGCCCUCUCAGUCUCAUCAAGGACAGGUCCAGCCGCCGCCGCCGCCGCCGCCAUCGCUUGCCCCCCCUCCGCCUCCGCCGCAAUGUCCUCCACCUCCAAUUCCCACAGCUCAACAGCAGCAGCAACAGUCAUCGUCACCACAGGCUGCCCAGAGCCCGCAACAUGUCUUGUCUCCUUCCGCGACGCCGACUCCAACCCUUCCAUCCUCGCAUGCUGCCCCUGAGGUCAAACCCGACAUGCAACUUCCCAGCGAUGUUCCCCGUACUUGCUCGACGACUUACAAUAACACCGCCGCGACCUCGCCUUCGUUUGCGCCUACGCCCAACGAUGGGAGCCAUUUUGCAGCCAUGAUGGCCUUCCCAGGUGCAGCUGCUCCCUUUGCUCACCGCCCACGGAUCUCCGUUUCGUCGACUAGCUCCGGCUCUUCUGGCCACGCCUCGGUCUUUUCCAACUUGUCGUCGCACUCGGCCAUGUCAUGGGCUUCGACCGGGUCGAACUGCACGCCUCGCAUGCAGGCGCCCCUGCCCAUGCCGCCCAGUAUCAACCCUGGAACGGGCACACCUCUUAUGAAUGGCGGCCAGGUCGGUGCCAGCGGCUCCACCAGCAAGCACAACAUCUACUGGUGCACCUCAUGCGAGACAAGUUUCAAGCGUAAGUACGACUGGAAGCGCCACGAGGACGAGUUCCAUGAGCGGUGGAGGAAGUAUCCUUGCCCCGAGCCUGGCUGCAACCGCAGCUUCUGGGGUUCCAACUCGUUUAAUCAGCACCACAAGCAGUGCCACGGCUGCACCACCUGCCCCCACGCCGAGAAGGUGGUUAAGUUCCUGAGGAAGCGCAAGUACUGGGCCUGCGGUUUUUGCUCUGCCCUUCACCCCGCCCGCGAACGUCAUGUCGAGCACGUUGCCCGUCACUUCGAGUCGGGAAUGACAAAGGGGGAGUGGAUGCACUCGCGUGUUGUCUAUGGCCUCCUCCACCAACCCCUCAUUCACGAGGCCUGGGAUGCCCUCAUAACCAGCAAGCAUUCCGAAUAUGGCCCUCGCCGCCCACGCUUUAGCUGGCACCCCACCAAGACGGGUCGCGCCCAAGGUUUUCUAGAAAAGGAGAACCCUGGCCAGCUGCAAGAUCUACUCGAGUUCUUCUCGGGUGAUGAGGGCGAGGCCCAGUGGAUCGCCAGCGUUGCCUAUGACCUAGCCGAUAUAGUCAUGGAUAACAGUGGCCAGCUCACGCCUACCCCGUUCCCGACUCACAACCCCAUGGCUGCUCCUCCUUCCUACCAGGAUCCUCGCAUGUCGUUUGCCUCGAUGCCGCCUCCGCCGCCGCCUCAGCAGCAGCAACAGCCUAUGCUGGCGUCGGAACCCAACGCCCACAAUCCAUACGCCGCAGCCACCUUCCAGCCUCCACCCAUGCUCAUGGCCUCGCAACCCUUUGCUGGCCCAUCGCCUCCGUCAUCGGCAUCCCACUCCCCGCUGACAUCAAACCACUCGCCCAUCACUCCCUCACAUGCUUCAAUAAUCAAACAAGAGUCUCAGCAGCCGCAGUCCUUGGCACACGCCGGCGAUGGUGGAGACAGCAGCAACAUUAUGGAUUUCGAAUAUUCCCCUGUACCUCCUGUCUUUGAUGAAUGGGAUAGCAUUCACAACCAAGGGAUGGACGACCACACCCAGACCCAGGCCCAACAUGCUCCUUCUGCUGCCCCCUCUCAUUCUCAGUCCGACUGGGGCAACAUGAUGAUGGGAUACUUUGGUGAUUCACAAAUCAGAAGCUCAUGA
Molecule: messenger RNA, 1947 nt
Organism: Geosmithia morbida
Lineage: Eukaryota; Fungi; Ascomycota; Sordariomycetes; Hypocreales; Bionectriaceae
Product: ZnF C2H2
Exons: 1
Coding region: 1-1947 (648 amino acids)
Source: RefSeq, a predicted model, not a curated record